UUCUUCCUCAAAUUACCAAAAAAAGAAAGAGAUUAGGUUCUUCACUUCUUCUAUGUCACCUUUCUAUUUUUUUUUAAUUAUUUAUAAAGCUUUAAUCCUCUAAUCCUAGGGUUGUAGUCUCACUUUGUAGCUGCAAGUCUGCAACCUUUCUAGGGUUUCUAUAUCAUCUCUUUUUUGGGUCUGAUCUGAAAUUGAAAUCUACCCACUCUCAUAGGCUUCUGUGCUCUACAAGACCCUUCAUUUCCCUUCUCCAUUUUCCAAAUUUGUAUACAAAUAAGUCAUUCUCUUUCUAUUUUUGGAAACCCCAACUGGGUUCUUGUUACCAUAUUUAUAUAUAUAUAUAUAUCUGGAAUAAACUAGGUGGAAAUAUGGUUAGGGGGAAAACCCAGAUGAAGAGAAUAGAGAAUGCAACAAGCAGGCAAGUGACUUUUUCAAAGAGAAGAAAUGGACUGCUUAAGAAGGCAUUUGAGCUAUCUGUGCUGUGUGAGGCUGAAGUUGCACUUAUCAUCUUCUCUGCAAGAGGGAGGCUCUUUGAGUUCUCUAGCUCCAGUAUGAACAAGACGAUAGAACGUUAUCAGAAGAGAGUCAAAGACACCGAAAACAGUAACAAACCACAAGGAGGACAAGAAAAUAAGCAGUUUGUGAAGGAAGAUGAAUUUAGCAUGGGAAAGAAGAUUGAGAAUCUCGAAGCUUCUAAACGAAAAUUAUUGGGAGAUGGACUAGAACCAUGCUCAAUCCAGGAACUGCAACAGUUGGAGAACCAGUUGGACCGAAGCUUAACCAGAAUUAGGGCAAGAAAGAAUCAGUUGAUAAGAGAGCAUAUCCAAAAGCUCAAGGAACAGGCAAGAACCCUAGUAGAAGAAAAUUUAAGAUUGCGAAAGGAGUAUGGAAUGCCAGCAGUGGAUGUGUCAAUAAGAGCAAGAGAGAUAGCAGACAGAGAAAGCAUGGAAGUGGAAACUGAGUUAUUCAUUGGACUACCAGAGACUCGAUUUCUCCAUUAACCCCAUAAAAUUAAGCUAAUAAGCUUCCCUGUUGAAUAACAUAUUUUGCUGCAUUGCAUUGCUUUGCUUUCAGACUUUUUAAUUUUCUUUCUUGGUUUGUUUUUGGUCUUGUAAUAUAAAUGUAAAGAUGAGAGAGAAUAAAUCAUGUGAAGGAACAUAUAAUAUAUUAAAUAAACAAGAAUAACCAAAUCAA
Tripterygium wilfordii is the source of this 1194-nucleotide messenger RNA. RefSeq names its product agamous-like MADS-box protein AGL19. NCBI's taxonomy places the organism in Eukaryota, Viridiplantae, Streptophyta, Magnoliopsida, Celastrales, Celastraceae. Bases 369 to 1001 code for a protein of 210 amino acids. Gene Ontology annotation, biological process: positive regulation of transcription by RNA polymerase II. Gene Ontology annotation, cellular component: nucleus. Gene Ontology annotation, molecular function: DNA-binding transcription factor activity, RNA polymerase II-specific; RNA polymerase II cis-regulatory region sequence-specific DNA binding; protein dimerization activity. The record is from RefSeq and is a predicted model, not a curated record. The transcript is spliced from 8 exons.